CUCUCACUUAACAUCAGUCAGCAAUCGCGACUUCAGAUAAACAACACCAAAAGGUGACAAUGAACAAUCAUAAAAUAGGUCGCUCACAAAGUCUACCUGACUGGAAUGGCGACUUGGACGACAAAUUACAUUAUAGAUUGACCAUCAUGGGCGCCGCUGGGGUAGGCAAGAGUUGCAUAAUUUCCCAGUUCCUGUACGACCGCUUCAUCAGUGAGUACAAAGAAACCGUGGAGGAGUUUCACCGUGGAGAAUACACCGUGGACGGCCGGGAACUAAUUCUGGACAUUUUAGACACAGCAGGUGCACACUCAUUUCCGGCCAUGCGCAGACUGGCUAUUUCAACGAGUGAUGCUUUUGUAUUAGUAUAUUCGAUAGACGAUGAGUCCUCAUUUCAAGGAGUAAAAUAUUUAAGGGACAUUAUUUUAGCUGAACGAAAAGGUGAAACCAUGCCAAUAGUCGUUGUUGGGAACAAAUCGGACAUUUCAGAAGAAAAUAGAGUAAUUAUGAAAGAGACAGCCGAAUCCAUUGUUUGUUUUGACUGGGAAAAUAGCUAUGUGGAAGCUUCAGCAAAAGACGGUAUAAAUAUAACAGGGAUAUUCAAAGAAAUUCUCCGACAGACAAACUUGGGUUUCAGUAAAACACCACUUCCCAAACGACGGAGACUUGGGUCAACCUCAUCGGAAAAUUCAGACCAUUCAACGCGAAAGAGGAGAAGUUGUAUUAUAUCAUAAAAAACUUGCUGCCAAUUAUUUUUGUUGUACAUGUAUUAUUUUUUAUAAAUCAAGUUAUAUGAAAAUAAAAGGAAUCAUUAUUCAAA
Molecule: messenger RNA, 817 nt
Organism: Saccostrea cuccullata (small rock oyster)
Lineage: Eukaryota; Metazoa; Mollusca; Bivalvia; Ostreida; Ostreidae
Product: ras-related protein Rap-1b-like
Exons: 2
Coding region: 60-731 (223 amino acids)
Molecular function (GO): GTPase activity; GTP binding
Source: RefSeq, a predicted model, not a curated record